Molecule: messenger RNA, 1343 nt
Organism: Lycium ferocissimum
Lineage: Eukaryota; Viridiplantae; Streptophyta; Magnoliopsida; Solanales; Solanaceae
Product: transcription factor TCP7-like
Exons: 2
Coding region: 38-808 (256 amino acids)
Cellular component (GO): nucleus
Molecular function (GO): DNA-binding transcription factor activity; sequence-specific DNA binding
Source: RefSeq, a predicted model, not a curated record
AAACUUUAUCUCACUACUCAAAAAAAAAAAAAAAAAAAUGUCGACUUCAGUAGAACAACCUAGUAACGGCGGCGCUAUUACCGAGAAUACUAACAACGGUGCUUUAACGGUGAAGAAACCGCCGGCAAAAGACCGUCAUAGUAAAGUUGACGGACGUGGACGGCGUAUAAGGAUGCCAAUUGUAUGUGCAGCUAGGGUUUUUCAACUAACACGUGAAUUAGGUCAUAAAUCUGAUGGACAAACAAUUGAAUGGUUAUUAAGACAAGCUGAACCUUCAAUUAUUGCUGCAACGGGUACUGGUACUAUGCCUGCUAGUUUCUCUACUGUUUCCGUUUCGUUACGAAACAACGGAAACAGUAGUAGUAAUAAUAAUAAUAAUAACAACUGUUCGUUGUCGUCUUCGGUUUCAUCAAUGAGUUCAGGUUCACUCAAUCAAAAGAUGCUGUCAUCAUCCUCGUUGAUUUCUUCUCCGGCGCCGUUUUUGCUUGGGAAGAGGUUAAGGCCUGAGGAUGAUGACGGAAGUGGGGAGAAGGAUGACGUCAGCAACGGCGGAGGUCCUACUGCUGGAUUUUGGGCUGUUCCGGCUAGGUCUGAUUUCGGACAAGUUUGGAGCUUCGCGCCGCCGCCGGAGAUGGCGGCUGCGGCAGCGGCAAUGAAUUCGCAGCCUUCGAGGUUUCUUCAGCAGCAUAUGGAAGAAGCAUCGGCUGGUAGGGUUGGGAAUUACUUUCCUAUAGCUCAAGGGCAUCUGAAUUUGCUAGCUUCUCUUUCGGGUUCUGGACCGCCGAGAAGAGAGGACGAUGGACAUUGAAGAUAUGAAGUAUUUAUUUGCUGUUUAUGAUAUGUAUAAAAUGAAUAUUAUUGUUGUUCUUUGUUUGUUGUAUUUGUUCUGUUAGAAGUGACAUUGUUGUUAAUUUUAGGCGUUUAGGUAGUGUAGUGAGUGAGAAAUGGAACUAGGUUUUGUGCAAUUUGUUGAAUUAUUGCUAGGGUUAGAUUGUUUGGUUGUUCCAUUGUAUUUGUUAGGGUUUCAGUUCUUAAGUUAUGAGUGCUGUAGCCAUGAAGAGAUAAGAAAAAGAUAACACAAGAAUCCAAGGGAGCUUCUUGUGUUGAAUUUGGUUGGAAAUUGGAACUCUCAAUAAGUGCUUGGCCAUUUUGAUAAUGGUGGAGUGGAGAAGAUAAGUAUCGGUGUGUGGUCUACAAAAACCUGUAGUUCUGCAUGAUUGUUUUUUGUAAUGAAACCAUGGAGGUUUCUGAUGAAUUGAAUUCUGUAAUUUGUUGAAACUGUCUGCAUGAGAAGAUAAUCUUUCAGACUCGAAAAGAGUGCUAUGGACUUUGUUCCUUAAGUA